AUGAGCACCAUGGAGGAACCGGAGAGCAGGAAACCCAUCGCUCUCUUCAUGGCUUUCGGUACCAAAGGCGAUGUCUACCCUCUCGCUGCCAUUGCCGCUGCUUUCGCUCGUGAUCAGCAACAGUACUCUGUGGUUUUGAUGUCUCAUUUGGCUCAUGAGAAUCUAAGCUCCCACUUGACCAAAGCGAACGUUUCCUAUUUCCCUAUCAAUUCUCCUCCUGCUCUGUCUAGUGAAGCUCAGGGUACUGAGAACGUCACAGACUCAACAAGGACACUCUUUUUGGAGGAAAAACGAAGGAUACAAAGGGAACACAGACAAGAGUGUCGUUCUGCAUUCGGAAGCUUUUUCAGAAAGGGUCCUUGUAUGGAGGGUGAUGUCGUUGUCAUUAAUUUCUUUGCAUUGGAAGGAUGGAGCCUUGCAGAACUUUUCCAGAUCCGUUGUGUGGUGGCAGCUCCUUAUGUUGUUCCGUAUAGUCCACCUUCAGGCUUUGAAAGACAGUUUAAGAAGGAACUUCCGGAGCUAUACAAGUACUUGAAAGAACCCCCCAUCGGCAAGGUUAGCUGGAGUGAUGUAAUUCAUUGGAUGUGGCCUCUUUUUACUGAAGAAUGGGGAUCAUGGCGAUAUGAGGAACUCAACCUAAGUUGUUACCCUUUUGCAGAUCCAGUAACAGACCUUCCAGUUUGGCAUAUCCGGCCGCCAUCUCCACUGGUCUUGUAUGGUUUCAGCAAAGAAAUUGUCGAGUGCCCUGAUUACUGGCCGUUGAGUGUUCGAGUCUGUGGUUUUUGGUUUCUGCCCAACGAGUGGCAGUUUUCAUGCAACAAGUGUGGAGACGAUCCUUCUGCAGACGAUUCCCGUACAUGCUCAAACCACACUGAGUUUUAUACUUUUGUAUCGUCUUUAGAGCCAACUCUGCCUAUCUUUGUAGGGUUGAGUUCUGUUGGAAGCAUGGGUUUUCUGAAGAAUCCCAUGGCCUUUCUUCGAGUUCUCCAGUCUGUUAUCCAGAUUACAGGAUACAGAAUAAUCAUUUUCACAGCGGGUUAUGAACCUUUAGAUGCAGCAAUUUGGACCAUUGCUAAGGAAACUGCUUCAAGUGCGAAACAAUCUUUACAUGCGGGAAUCUCUAUCUUCAACGGCAAGCUUUUCUGCUUCUCUGGUAUGGUGCCAUACAAUUGGCUAUUUCAAAGAUGUGCUGCUGCAAUUCAUCAUGGUGGCAGUGGUUCUACAGCUGCAGCAUUACAUGCUGGAAUCCCGCAGAUCAUAUGUCCGUUUAUGCUGGAUCAGUUCUAUUGGGCAGAAAAGAUGUCUUGGCUCGGGGUUGCUCCUCAACCAUUGCAAAGGAACCACCUGCUUCUGGAAGAAACAAAUGAUGAGAACAUUAUGGAAGCUGCACAAGUUGUAGCAAAAGCCAUAUACGAUGCAGUGUCUGCAAAAACCAAAGCUCGUGCCACUGAAAUCGCUGAGAUAUUAUCUCUUGAGGAUGGAGUCUCAGAAGCUGUGAAAGUGCUUAGAGAAGAGGUGUGUGAAGUUUCAGGCAGCAACCGAAUAUUUGGAUGA
Thlaspi arvense is the source of this 1554-nucleotide messenger RNA. Lineage: Eukaryota; Viridiplantae; Streptophyta; Magnoliopsida; Brassicales; Brassicaceae. The record is from the annotation of a GenBank genome assembly.